Molecule: messenger RNA, 747 nt
Organism: Cylindrotheca closterium
Lineage: Eukaryota; Bacillariophyta; Bacillariophyceae; Bacillariales; Bacillariaceae
Source: the annotation of a GenBank genome assembly
AUGAUGAUUGCAAAACAACAGACAAUUGUAGCAGCGCUUUUCGCUACCCUCUUUGUGGCUCAUGCAAGUGGCAACCUGCUUUCGGCAGAACCAGAGGGAUACAUUGACUGUCCGCUUUGCGCAAAUGAAACCUUCGGAGUCUAUACGUAUGGAACUUUCAUUGCGGAUAGUGGCGUAGUCAGCUGUCAAGAAGCUUUUGACACAGAUAUUCGUCUGCCCCCAGAAAAUUGCACAGCUUGGCAAUCUCGCGGAGAAGAUGUUUGCCGUUGCGCUGCGGAGCCCCCAGAAAAUCAUGAUUGCAAGUUGUGUGAUGAUGGAGGUUCACUUCCUGAGGGUGCCUUGGCUGCUAUUCCAGGAACUUUCUGUGCCCAGCUACAGGUAGAUGCCACUCGAGACUUCCAGGAUCGGUGCCCAAUUUGGCAGCAAACAAUGGGGAACUACUGUGGUUGCAACAACACAUAUGACGCUAGCAUCUGUCGCAUUUGUACAGAGGGCUACAAGUUUGAUCCAGCCAAAGUUGUCGACGGCUUGGACAACAGCACAAUCUCUUGUGGGCGUCUUGAAUUUUCGGCAAAUUUGGCUUCAGGGGACUUCGGGUGUAGGGAAUACCAAUUCAUUUUUGAGUCUCAGUGCUGUGAGAAGAUUGAGGAGGCACUCCCUGAUAUUAGUGGAACUACGGGGGCAUCUGUGAUGAUGAUUGGAUCCGUAGUGGUUGCUGCGUUCGGUGUUUUGAAUAUGUUGCUAUAA